AUGUCUGUGAAGAAACAGGCUUUAGAGAGCAAGAACAAUGGAAGCAACAAGUCGAGUGGUUAUCGAUGUUUGUCAUUCUCGUUCAUUGAGUCAUCAUCAAUGGAUGGGAAGAAGAAACCAUUGUCGUUGAAUCGUAUGGAUUCCAAAAAGCUCAAGGCAGGGAUCGUGAAGUGGGCAAAGCGUGUUGCAGGUUAUGCUCGUCAACUUAGCUCGAGAAAGCGAGAUUAA
Messenger RNA from Arabis nemorensis, 228 nucleotides. The record is from the annotation of a GenBank genome assembly. NCBI's taxonomy places the organism in Eukaryota, Viridiplantae, Streptophyta, Magnoliopsida, Brassicales, Brassicaceae.